GCAAGUCGUUUCGUGCCUCGAGAGAAAUGAAAGUGGCAGGUAUCAACUACUAUGAGCACGUGCUGGACAUACGCCGGGUUAUAGACGAGGCUCAGGUGCAGGACUGCGACGAGGCGCUGAACAUAUGCGAUCUGUCCAGUGUGGAGCGCAAGUUCCGCUUGUGGCAACAGCAGCUGCCCCGCAUCAAGCCCUACUAUGCCGUCAAGUGCAACGACGAUCCGCGGAUUGUUCAAAUUCUGGCCGGGCUGGGCGCGGGCUUCGAUUGCGCUUCCAAAAAUGAGCUCAAGCUGGUGCUGGACUGUGAUGUGUCGCCCGAGCGCAUCAUCUUUGCCAAUCCUUGUCGUCCCAUCAGCCACCUGGACUACGCCAAGCAGCGCCAGGUGCUCAAGGGUACCGUGGACAAUGAGUUUGAGAUUUACAAGCUGCACAAGCAUUAUCCCAAUUCCAAUCUGAUUGUUCGCUUCAAGUCGGAGGCAAAGGCCGCGCAGUGCCCGCUGGGCGAUAAAUUUGGUUGCGAUGCGGACAUUGAUGCCUCGGCCUUGAUGCUGCUGGCCAAAGCUUUGGAUUUGACAGUAACAGGCACCAGCUUUCACGUUGGCUCCGGCUGCACUGAAUUGGAGGCCUACGAGCGUGCCAUCAAGAAGGCCAAAAACAUAUUCAAAUUUGGCGAACUGUUGGGCUACGAUCUGAAGCUAUUGGAUAUUGGCGGUGGUUUUCCGGGCAGCGAUGAUGAGCAGUUCGUAAAGAUAGCUGCCAAUGUGAAUCGCGCCGUACAGAGGCAUUUUGCCGAUGAGCGCAUUGAGAUAAUCGCCGAGCCGGGUCGCUUCUUUGUGGCCGCCGCAUAUACACUGGUCUGCAAGGUUCAUGCCAAGCGCGAGGUGCGCAAUGCGGCCGGCAAGCUGGACACUGUGAUGUACUAUCUGAACGAUGGGGUCUACGGCUCCUUCAACUGCAUACUCUACGACCAUCAGCUGGUCACAGCGCAGCAUUAUCUGGAGGGAGCCGAGUCCUUGCCCACAUUCAAGAGCCUGAUCUGGGGUCCCAGCUGUGAUGCGCUGGACAGAAUAUCUGAGAAUCUGCGUUUGCCCAACCUGAAUCGUGGCGAUCUGCUGGGCUUUCCGAAUAUGGGCGCCUAUACGGUGCCCAUAGCGAGUGCUUUUAAUGGUUUUCCCCUGCCCAGGACCCUCUACUUUCAGGCCAUAUGACUAAGGGUUGUCGCAUAUCAA
Molecule: messenger RNA, 1226 nt
Organism: Drosophila novamexicana
Lineage: Eukaryota; Metazoa; Arthropoda; Insecta; Diptera; Drosophilidae
Product: ornithine decarboxylase 1-like
Exons: 7
Coding region: 27-1205 (392 amino acids)
Cellular component (GO): cytoplasm
Molecular function (GO): ornithine decarboxylase activity
Source: RefSeq, a predicted model, not a curated record